Triticum dicoccoides is the source of this 2097-nucleotide messenger RNA. RefSeq lists its product as uncharacterized. The record is from RefSeq and is a predicted model, not a curated record. The coding region runs from base 1164 to 1931 and encodes 255 amino acids. Lineage: Eukaryota; Viridiplantae; Streptophyta; Magnoliopsida; Poales; Poaceae. The transcript has 4 exons.
ACGACCACGAGCUUCACUCGCGAUUCUAUUCCUCUUCUUCCUCUGUUUCCCGUCCGUGGCCGCGCCAUCGAUUGUAUCCUUCACGCGCCGGUGGCGCCCCUCUGACGGCCGCGCCGGUUCCUCGUCGCCGGUGCCCCACGGCCCACGGUAAUCCCACGCAUCCCCGCCACGUAGGCUCCCAGUCAGUAGCGCCCAGAUCCAAAAGUGAGAAUUCUGUUCCCUGCGGCGAUUGCCUCAAAAUCAGAUCUUUUCAGCCCUUUUCCCAGUCAGUCUCUUUCAUUCUUUGUUCCAACUUCAGUUAGAGUCUGCUAGGGCCAUUAUCCCGACCUUCAGGAUUCAUCUACGGUCGGUUCAAUCCCCUUCCUCUAGGCAGCUAGCUAACAGGUUCAGUCCCCUUCAGCAUCCAUCGACCUUCGGUACUUUUUGGACGAUUUCCGAGUUUUUAACAAUGGGGAUAGGUCAUUGUAGCCCAGUGUCGAAUGCCAAGAGGAAAUUGCCACCAGGUAGCCCGCAGAGCACAUCUGCCAAGAGAAGGAAACCCAGGCUUCGAAUCAGCAGUCUACCCAAUGAUAUUUUGAGCUCUAUCACAUCUAAAUUGUCACUGAAGGAGGCUGCCAGGACGAGCAUCUUGUCGAGCCAGUGGCGGCGUGUUUGGUUGUGCCGCGCCUACAUUGAUCUCAGUCAUCACAGUCUUGUCGGAGUCCGACAAGGAACGAUCCUGGACUGGUCCUCGAGGUAUUAGACUCAACAGGCGCAAAUUUAUUAAGAGUGUUGGUGCACUUCUCCAGCAACACGAGGGUGUAGGGACCGAGGACAUCAGAAUCAGGCAUAAUCUCUGUGAUAGAUAUGCGGGUCAUAUCGAUAGAUUGGUCGACUAUGCUAUUGCGUCGAAGGCGAAGGGUCUCAUUCUUGAAUUAUGGGCAGUGAAUUAUGGGCCCACGACAGUGCCAUAUAAUUUCCCUCUUCAGGUUCUUGAUACAAAGAACUCAAACUUGCGCCGUCUGGAGCUUUGGUUUGUUUCCUUAAGUCUGCCUGCCAGUUACAGGGGAUUUCAGAAUCUCACUAAGCUUUGCCUGCGAGAUGUUAGUAUUACCAAUGAAGAUGUUCAACGUUUGCUGUCUGAAGGCAAUCAUCUAGAGUGCCUCCGUAUUACCUACUGUAAGAUGCUUACCAGUUUAAGGAUUCCACAUUGCCUGAAUCGCCUUAAGGUUUUGCUUGUUCUGAGUUGCCCGCUACUUCAAGACAUGACGCUAGAUUGUGGAGUGCCAGCACUCCACUAUAGAGGCUCAUUGAUACCAAUGGAGUUUGCUGCACCUUUGAAGCUAAGGAAACUAUCGAUUGAGUUAUUGACUUGCCAUUCUGCUCUAGGAUUCAUCUUCAAUGAACUCCCAGCAACUCUCCCACGUCUUGAGAUGCUCUCAUUAAGUUGCACACAACUUGAGAGGGUUGAUUCAGUGAGCAGGCUUUCCAAAUUUCGUUCUCUGCAUCAUUUGAUAUUAAACUGGACUAUUUCUGGCUCUGCACGCGGGACAACUGAUAUCCUCGACCUUGGUUGUCUCCUAGAGGCUGCCCCUUUCAUGGAAAAACUAGAAUUGCAUAUGGUAAUGGACCAUUUCCUACACAAGCGGUACUGUCAUGAAGACGGCGAGCUGAGGAGUCUCCCUUCAUGCUCGCACUCACAUCUCAGUUUGGCGCAUAUAAGCGGAUUCAUCGGCGAGAAAGAUCAACUGGAGCUGGCGCUUCAUAUUCUCCACAAUGCUACGGUUCUCAAAUCAUUGAAGAUCGAUCCAUGGCCGAGAACAGCUAACCCUAUACGAGCGCGCGUCAAGUCAGAAAACCGUCUUGCCAAUGGUCGGAGUGUUGCAUUGGAAUUUCUUUGCAAAGAUGACUACCGCAAUGUCGUCAGCGUGCUUGAAGAUGUGGGGGAGUAGUUGGUCACUGCUUUCCAUUUGGCCUGCGUAAAUGUAUUUAUUGUUUAGGGUUGUCUGAGUGAUUUUCUUGAGGAAGCCGCGUUGUUAAGACAUGUUCUGAGCCCGUUGUGGUAAAUGGUUUAGAUUUUUGCAAAACCUCAUGCUAGUCUGGACUUGGGUGAAAGUU